AUGUAUAAGUCUGUUAAAGCCCAAGUUAGAACAACUGAUGGUUUAUCGGAACCAUUCAACUGCCCAGUGGGCCUCAAACAAGGCUGUUUGGGGUCGCCAAUUUUUUUCGUAAUUUUCAUAAAUGAGCUUGUAAAACUCUACGAAAGUUCAUCCACUCAUGGAAUACAGCUAUUUCCAGACACAUAUGAAGUAAAAUGUUUGUUGUUUGCUGAUGAUUUAGCUUUAUCAGCUGACACUGUAGUAGGGCUACAAAGGCAACUAGAUACGUUAAAGAAUUUCUGUGACGAUAUGAGUGUUCAGGUCAAUAAAGAUAAGACUAAAAUCAUGGUUUUUAAACAUGGCGGUUGCCUAUCACGUCAUGAAAAAUGGAAUUUUGAUGGUACCCCAAUUGAAGUUGUUAAAAGUUUUUCUUAUGUUGGAACUACAUUUAGCUCUAACCUUUCUUUUUCAAAGAUGGCAAGUGAACAAGCAACGAAAGGCAAACGUGUACUCAUUCACACAUGA
Messenger RNA from Ruditapes philippinarum (Manila clam), 504 nucleotides. RefSeq lists its product as uncharacterized. The record is from RefSeq and is a predicted model, not a curated record. NCBI's taxonomy places the organism in Eukaryota, Metazoa, Mollusca, Bivalvia, Venerida, Veneridae. The coding region runs from base 1 to 504 and encodes 167 amino acids. The transcript has a single exon.